AUGGCGUACUGGCUUCUGAAGGCAGUGAAUGGAUUCUGGAUGGUACCUAGCCGUGGUUCAAUCCCACGCGGAACUCGCUCACCGUCCCGUGAUCCAUCUCAUGCGGACUCGAUGCUUGGAACGUUGAACAGCGAUUAUAGCAGUAAACAUGGUAUUUCGACGAUUCCAAAGGGCGACUGUGGCCAAUGCGGCAAGCCGAUAAUUGGACAGGUUGUGAUAGCGCUAGGAAAAAUGUGGCAUCCAGAGCACUACGUUUGCUGCGAAUGCGGAUCGGAACUGGGCCACAGGAAUUUCUUCGAAAGGAAUGGACGUGCCUAUUGUGAGGAAGACUAUCACAACCAGUUCAGCCCGAGAUGUGCCGGAUGUAAUGGCCCGAUCAAAGACCGUUGUGUGACAGCCCUGGGUAAAAACUUUCACAUACAAUGCUUCGUUUGUGCCGAAUGUGGACGAGAAUUCGGAGACGAUGGCUUCCACGAAAAGGAUGGACAGACCUAUUGUCGUCGUGAUUUCUUCCGGCUUUUUGCACCGAAAUGUAAUGGUUGUCAGAAUCCGAUUACUAGUAACUUUAUCACUGCGCUGGGUACCCAUUGGCAUCCGGAAUGCUUUGUUUGUCAGAUGUGUGGCUGUUCAUUCGCUAGCGGUACAUUCUUCGACGAUGGUGGUCAACCGCUAUGUGAGACACACUAUCACGAACGCCGUGGUUCAUUGUGCCACGAAUGCCGUGCACCGAUCUCAGGCCGUUGUGUGACGGCAAUCGGCAGAAAGUACCAUCCGGAACACUUCCGAUGCUCUUACUGUAAUCGACAACUCACGAAAGGCACAUUUAAAGAAGUCGAUCGUCGUCCUUUCUGUCAUAAAUGUUACAAUAACACAUAUGCACUUACGUAA
Haemonchus placei is the source of this 888-nucleotide messenger RNA. The record is from the annotation of a GenBank genome assembly. NCBI's taxonomy places the organism in Eukaryota, Metazoa, Nematoda, Chromadorea, Rhabditida, Trichostrongylidae.